ACAGCAGCCGCGGCUCGGGCCGGAGUUGCAGCAAAAGCAACGACGGUGGCGCGGAGACUCUGCAGCCUCCUGGAGCCCGGAGUCCCGGUAGGGACAGCAGCAGGGAGCGUCCGCGUCCCUAACCACCGCACCCCGGCCUUGCCAAGCCACAGUCGCCCAGCCUGGGGCACAGCCAGCCAUGGCCACACCGCCGGAUCUGCAAGAUGAGCCGCUGUCUCUGGCUAGCCCCGGGUCCCAGUGGUUCGGGGGCCGGGGGGAUGGGGAAGACGAAGCUGCAGCGCCAAAGGGGACCAGGCCAGCGCAGCAGGAUGGGGAGCCCGCUUGGGGGUCGGGCGCUGGAGCUGGGGUAGUGUCGUCGCGGGAACUGUGCUCCAGCCCCGCCCGGUCGCCUCCCGUCGCCAUGGAAACUGCAUCCACAGGUCUGGCAGCUGUUCCUGAUGCCCUGGACCACUCCUCCUCUUCAACACUAAAAGAUGGGGAAGGGGCGUGUUACACAUCCUUGAUUUCUGACACCUGUUAUCCACCUCGGGAGGACUCUGCAUACUUUACUGGAAUUCUUGAGAAGGAAAAUGGUCACAUCAGCACUUCCGAGAGUCCUGAGGAGCUGGAGACCCCCGGACCCUCAUUACCAGAAGUGCCUGGGAUGGAGCCACACGGCUUAUUGAGUUCCGAUUCUGGAAUAGAGAUGACUCCUGCUGAGUCCACCGAAGUGAACAAGAUCCUGGCUGAGCCCCUAGACCAGAUGAAAGCAGAGGCCUAUAAAUAUAUUGACAUAACCAGGCCUCAGGAGGCCAAAGGCCAGGAAGAGCAACACCCUGAGUUAGAAGAUAAAGACUCGAACGUUAAAGACAAGGACUCUGAAAUCUCCACAAAACCAGAAGGGGUCCAUACACCUAACCAGCCAGCUCCUGUGGAGGGGAAGCUUAUCAAGGACCACUUAUUCGAAGAAUCCACCUUUGCUCCUUACAUAGAUGACCUUUCUGAUGAGCAACACGGGAUGUCUCUGGUCACUGCCCCUGUCAAGAUUACACUGACAGAGAUCGAACCUCCUGUCAUGACUGCCACACAAGAGACAAUCCCCGAGAAGCAAGACCUGUGUCUGAAGCCAAGUCCUGACACAGUUCCCACAGUCACUGUCUCAGAGCCUGAAGAUGACAGCCCAGGAUCUGUCACUCCUCCAUCUUCUGGAACAGAACCAUCUGCUGCAGAGUCCCAGGGGAAAGGCAGCGUCUCCGAGGAUGAGCUGAUUGCUGCCAUUAUAGAAGCAAAGGGGUUAUCAUAUGAAACCACCGAGAGUCCAAGGCCAGUGGCCCAGGUGCCCGACAGACCCAAAGCCAAGGCCAGGUCUGGGCUGCCCACCAUCCCUAGCCCCCUGGACCAGGAGGCCAGCAGUGCAGAGUCUGGAGACUCAGAAAUUGAGCUGGUGUCAGAGGACCCCAUGGCCUCCGAGGAUGCGCUGCCCUCUGGCUAUGUGAGCUUCGGCCAUGUGUCAGGCCCGCCCCCCUCUCCUGCCUCUCCAUCCAUCCAGUACAGCAUCCUGCGGGAGGAGCGGGAGGCCGAGUUAGACAGCGAGCUCAUCAUCGAGUCCUGUGAUGCUUCCUCGGCCUCGGAGGAGAGCCCCAAGCGCGAGCAGGACUCGCCCCCAAUGAAACCAGGUGCCCUGGACGCCAUCCGCGAGGAGACUGGCUCUCGGGCCACCGAAGAGCGAGCACCCAGCCACCAUGGUCCUGUGGAGCCCAUGGAGCCCGUGGAGCUCGACCCGAUGCUCAGCUUCGCCCCCGCCAACCUCCAAUCCCGUCCGGAGCCAUCAUCAGGUGAUGGAGCUCUGGUCCCGGAGCCGCCCAAGUCACAGCAGCAGAAGCCUGAAGAGGAAGCUGUGCAUUCCAGUCAAAGUCCGGUGGCCACUGACAGUCCUGGGCCACUUGGUUCUGGCCUCGUGCCCCCUCUCCCUUUCUUCGACAAGCAAAAAGCGAUUGACCUUCUGUACUGGCGGGACAUCAGGCAGACGGGGAUCGUGUUCGGGAGCUUCCUGCUGCUGCUUUUCUCCCUGACCCAGUUCAGCGUGGUGAGCGUCGUCGCCUACCUGGCCCUGGCCGCCCUCUCUGCCACCAUCAGCUUCCGCAUCUACAAGUCCGUUCUACAAGCUGUGCAGAAAACAGAUGAGGGUCAUCCUUUCAAGGCCUACCUGGAGCUGGAGAUCACCCUGUCCCAGGAGCAGAUUCAGAAGUACACAGACUGCCUGCAACUGUACGUGAACAGCACUCUGAAGGAACUACGGAGGCUUUUCCUCGUCCAGGACCUGGUGGAUUCCUUAAAAUUUGCAGUCCUCAUGUGGCUCCUGACCUAUGUUGGCGCGCUCUUCAAUGGCCUGACCCUGCUGCUUAUGGCUGUGGUUUCGAUGUUUACACUACCUGUCGUGUACGUUAAGCACCAGGCACAGGUUGAUCAGUAUCUGGGACUUGUGAGGACUCACAUAAACACUGUCGUGGCAAAGAUCCAGGCUAAAAUCCCCGGCGCCAAGAGGCACGCAGAGUAGAGGUAACCACAGGAGAAGCCGGACAUGAAUAGGAGUGUGUGGAGUGGUAACAGCUCCCUCCUUCCUCCCUCGUUACUGAGAAUUGAUUGUUUCCCUUUCCCGGUACCAUAAUCUUAGAGACAAACUUUGAGACAGGUGUUUUCAGGCUCUCCCUGUACUCUUAGGAUAUUUGAGUCCCCAUCUCCCCGUGUCAAGCACUAAAGUAUAGAGUGUGUUAGAUGUGGUUUUUAAUUUCGUGUUGCUAAAAAAAAAAAAAAAAAAAAAAAGUGCAUGAUGGUGAGAGCUCAGGUUCUCCUUCCUCCCUUGAUGUCCUCCCUCUGCAAUGCUUCUGUAGCUCUACUGUCCCUGUGGCUAGGCCUUUCUUGCCAAGUGCGCUGACACAUAGUGGAUCGCUUAUCAUGUCCUUGGGUUGCUGGUUGGAUUCAUCUCUGAUAACACUAUAUAGACUUGUAGGCCAAUGUUUUAGCAUUUUUCCCCACACAGAACAUAAAAAAUUAAUAUAAAACAGUUGACCGUACAUAUGGUGAUCCGUUUUGUAUAACUUAGAGUGAUCGAAUUAAAGAAUAAAUCCAAAUUGAACGCACAGUACUUUUAUUGUAUGGAUGCCUGGGCUGAUUUUCAUGUAUGGUAACGGAAAGUGCCAGCAUGUUGCCUUUAUUACGAUUUGUAUUACUUCCUCUGUAGUUCCUAAUGGACUCAGUCACAGACUCUGGAUAUUUGCACUUAUGUACUUGAUACUGAAUGCAUCAAUAAAUGUGACUAAAUGUA
Apodemus sylvaticus (European woodmouse) is the source of this 3304-nucleotide messenger RNA. RefSeq names its product reticulon 1 (gene Rtn1). NCBI's taxonomy places the organism in Eukaryota, Metazoa, Chordata, Mammalia, Rodentia, Muridae. Bases 179 to 2536 code for a protein of 785 amino acids. Gene Ontology annotation, cellular component: neuron projection; postsynaptic density. The record is from RefSeq and is a predicted model, not a curated record. Gene Ontology annotation, biological process: endoplasmic reticulum tubular network formation; neuron differentiation; brain development. The transcript has 9 exons.